AGAGCUGAGCAGGGCCCUGGAGAGAUGGCCACGGUCCCAGCACCAGGGAGGACUGGAGAGCGCGCGCUGCCACCGCCCCAUGUCUCAGCCAGGGCUUCCUUCCUCGGCUCCACCCUGUGGAUGUAAUGGCGGCCCCUGCUCUGUCCUGGCGUCUGCCCCUCCUCAUCCUCCUCCUGCCCCUGGCUACCCCUUGGGCAUCUGCAGCGGUGAAUGGCACUUCCCAGUUCACAUGCUUCUACAACUCGAGAGCCAACAUCUCCUGCGUCUGGAGCCAAGAUGGGGCUCUGCAGGACACUUCCUGCCAAGUCCAUGCCUGGCCGGACAGACGGCGGUGGAACCAAACCUGUGAGCUGCUCCCCGUGAGUCAAGCAUCUUGGGCCUGCAACCUGAUCCUCGGAGCCCCAGAUUCUCAGAAACUGACCGCAGUCGACAUCGUCACCCUGAGGGUGCUGUGCCGUGAGGGGGUGCGAUGGAGGGUGAUGGCCAUCCAGGACUUCAAGCCCUUUGAGAACCUUCGCCUGAUGGCCCCCAUCUCCCUCCAAGUUGUCCACGUGGAGACCCACAGAUGCAACAUAAGCUGGGAAAUCUCCCAAGCCUCCCACUACUUUGAAAGACACCUGGAAUUCGAGGCCCAGACGCUGUCCCCAGGCCAUACCUGGGAGGAGGCCCCCCUGCUGACUCUCAAGCAGAAGCAGGAAUGGAUCUGCCUGGAGAUGCUCACCCCAGACACCCAGUAUGAGUUUCAGGUGCGGGUCAAGCCUCUGCAAGGCGAGUUCACGACCUGGAGCCCCUGGAGCCAGCCCCUGGCCUUCAGGACAAAGCCUGCAGCCCUUGGGAAGGACACCAUUCCGUGGCUCGGCCACCUCCUCGUGGGCCUCAGCGGGGCUUUUGGCUUCAUCAUCUUAGUGUACUUGCUGAUCAACUGCAGGAACACCGGGCCAUGGCUGAAGAAGGUCCUGAAGUGUCACACCCCAGACCCCUCGAAGUUCUUUUCCCAGCUGAGCUCAGAGCAUGGAGGAGACGUCCAGAAGUGGCUGUCUUCGCCCUUCCCCUCAUCGUCCUUCAGCCCUGGCGGCCUGGAGCCUGAGAUCUCGCCACUAGAAGUGCUGGAGAGGGACAAGGUGACGCAGCUGCUCCUGCAGCAGGACAAGGUGCCUGAGCCCGCAUCCUUAAGCAGCAACCACUCGCUGACCAGCUGCUUCACCAACCAGGGUUACUUCUUCUUCCACCUCCCGGAUGCCUUGGAGAUAGAGGCCUGCCAGGUGUACUUUACUUAUGACCCCUACGCAGAGGAAGACGCUGAUGAGGGUGUGGCCGGGGCACCCACAGGGUCUUCCCCCCAACCCCUGCAGCCUCUGUCAGGGGAGGACGACGCCUACUGCACCUUCCCCUCCAGGGAUGACCUGCUGCUCUUCUCCCCCAGUCUCCUCGGUGGCCCCAGCCCCCCAAGCACUGCCCCUGGGGGCAGCGGGGCCGGUGAAGAGAGGCUGCCCCCUUCCCUGCAAGAAAGAGUCCCCAGAGACUGGGACCCCCAGCCCCUGGGACCUCCCACCCCAGGAGUCCCAGACCUGGUGGAUUUUCAGCCACCCCCUGAGCUGGUGCUGCGAGAGGCUGGGGAGGAGGUCCCUGACGCUGGCCCCAGGGAGGGGGUCAGUUUCCCCUGGUCCAGGCCUCCUGGGCAGGGGGAGUUCAGGGCCCUUAAUGCUCGCCUGCCCCUGAACACUGAUGCCUACUUGUCCCUCCAAGAACUCCAGGGUCAGGACCCAACUCACUUGGUGUAGACAGAUGGCCAGGGUGGGAGGCAGGCAGCUGCCUGCUCUGCGCCGAGCCUGAGAAGGACCCUGUUGAGGGUCCUCAGUCCACUGCUGAGGACACUCAGUGUCCAGUUGCAGCUGGACUUCUCCACCCAGAUGGCCCCCACCCAGUCCUGCACACUUGGUCCAUCCAUUUCCAAACCUCCGCUGCUGCUCCCGGGUCCUGCUGCCCAAGCCAGGAACUGUGUGUGUUGCAGGGGGGCAGUAACUCCCCAACUCCCUCGUUAAUCACAGGGUCCCACGAAUUUAGGCUCAGAAGCAUCGCUCCUCUCCAGCCCUGCAGCUAUUCACCAAUAUCAGUCCUCGCCGCUCUCCAGGGCUCCUUGCCCUGACCUCUCCCCUGGGUUUUCUGCCCCAGCCUCCUCCUCCCCUCCCCUCCCCCUCCACAGGGCAGCCUGAGCGUGCUUUCCAAAACCCAAAUAUGGCCACGCUCCCCCUCGGUUCAAAACCUUGCACAGGUCCCACUGCCCUCAGCCCCACUUCUCAGCCUGGUACUUGUACCUCCGGUGUCGUGUGGGGACAUCCCCUUCUGCAAUCCUCCCUACCGUCCUCCUGAGCCACUCAGAGCUCCCUCACACCCCCUCUGUUGCACGUGCUAUUCCCUGGGGCUGCUGUGCCCUCCCCCUCAUCUAGGUGACAAACUUCCCUGACUCUUCAAGUGCCGGUUUUGCUUCUCCUGGAGGGAAGCACUGCCUCCCUUAAUCUGCCAGAAACUUCUAGCGUCAGUGCUGGAGGGAGAAGCUGUCGGGGACCCAGGGCGCCUGGAGAAAGAGGCCCUGUUACUAUUCCUUUGGGAUCUCUGAGGCCUCAGAGUGCUUGGCUGCUGUAUCCUUAAUGCUGGGGCCCAAGUAAGGGCACAGAUCCCCCCACAAAGUGGAUGCCUGCUGCAUCUUCCCACAGUGGCUUCACAGACUCACAAGAGAAGCUGAUGGGGAGUAAACCCUGGAGUCCGAGGCCCAGGCAGCAGCCCCGCCUAGUGGUGGGCCCUGAUGCUGCCAGGCCUGGGACCUCCCACUGCCCCCUCCACUGGAGCGGUCUCCUCUGCAGCUCAGGGGCUGGCACACUGGCCUCCAGAAGGGCAGCUCCACAGGGCAGGGCCUCAUUAUCUUUGCACUGCCCCAGACACAGUGCCCAACACCCCGUCGUAUACCCUGGAUGAACGAAUUAAUUACCUGGCACCACCUCGUCUGGGCUCCCUGCGCCUGACAUUCACACAGAGAGGCAGAGUCCCGUGCCCAUUAGGUCUGGCAUGCCCCCUCCUGCAAGGGGCUCAACCCCCUACCCCGACCCCUCCACGUAUCUUUCCUAGGCAGAUCACGUUGCAAUGGCUCAAACAACCUUCCACCCCAGCAGGACAGUGACCCCAGUCCCAGCUAACUCUGACCUGUGAGCCCUCAGGCACCUGCACUUACAGGCCUUGCUCACAGCUGAUUGGGCACCUGACCACACGCCCCAACAGGCUCUGACCAGCAGCCUAUGAGGGGGCUUGGCACCAAGCUCUGUCCAAUCAGGUAGGCUGGGCCUGAACUAGCCAAUCAGAUCAACUCUGUCUUGGGCGUUUGAACUCAGGGAGGGAGGCCCUUGGGAGCAGGUGCUUGUGGACAAGGCUCCACAAGCGUUGAGCCUUGGAAAGGUAGACAAGCGUUGAGCCACUAAGCAGAGGACCUUGGGUUCCCAAUACAAAAAUACCUACUGCUGAGAGGGCUGCUGACCAUUUGGUCAGGAUUCCUGUUGCCUUUAUAUCCAAAAUAAACUCCCCUUUCUUGAGGUUGUCUGAAUCUUGGGUCUAUGCCUUGAAAAGAGCUGAAUUAUUGGACAGUCUCACCUCCUGCCAUAGGGUCCUGAAUGUUUCAGACCACAAGGGGCUCCACACCUUUGCUGUGUGUUCUGGGGCAACCUACUAAACCUCUCUGCAAGUCAGUCUCCUUAUCCCCCCAAAUGGAAAUUGUAUUUGCCUUCUCCACUUUGGGAGGCUCCCACUUCUUGGGAGGGUUACAUUUUUUAAGUCUUAAUCAUUUGUGACAUAUGUAUCUAUACAUCCGUAUCUUUUAAUGAUCCGUGUGUACCAUCUUUGUGAUUAUUUCCUUAAUAUUUUUUCUUUAAGUCAGUUCAUUUUCGUUGAAAUACAUUUAUUUAAAGAAAAAUCUUUGUUACUCUGUAAAUGAAAAAACCCAUUUUCGCUAUAAAUAAAAGGUAACUGUACAAAAUAAGUACAAUGCAACAAAA
Molecule: messenger RNA, 4040 nt
Organism: Gorilla gorilla gorilla (western lowland gorilla)
Lineage: Eukaryota; Metazoa; Chordata; Mammalia; Primates; Hominidae
Gene: IL2RB
Product: interleukin 2 receptor subunit beta
Exons: 10
Coding region: 126-1781 (551 amino acids)
Biological process (GO): cytokine-mediated signaling pathway; immunoglobulin mediated immune response
Cellular component (GO): membrane; external side of plasma membrane
Molecular function (GO): cytokine receptor activity; interleukin-2 binding
Source: RefSeq, a predicted model, not a curated record